UCGGCGUCUUGUUGUCUUCGCGAUUGUGGAUAAUUUUCCGAUUUUUAUUUUAUUCAGUUCUUUGAAGUAAUUCCGGUUCAGAAUUAAUUAAUAAAACCUAUGAUUAACUAAUUUUAUACCAGAAUGGAUGUUAAAUCGUAUCUGCAUUCUUGGUGUGCCAAGAAAAGCUUGAACCCUGUUUUUGAUGUUCGUGCUACUGGUCCAAAGCACCGUCAACGUUUCCUCUGCGAGGUGCGAGUGGACGGUAUAACCUAUGUCGGUGCUGGUAACUCUACAACCAAGAAAGAGGCUCAGUUCAACGCUGCUAGGGACUUCGUUAACUACCUGCAGCGGACUGGGCAAGUUGACGGCAAUGAUCUACCGGAAGAAGUCCGAGUGAAACAAGAAAAUGAGGGGCCGCAAAUGGGCCCUGGUCCUGGGCCAGACAUGCAUAAUGAACCACAGAGGAGACCAGUUUUUCAGGAGGGUAUGGGUCCAGACAGCAUGGGUCAAGCGUACCAUGCGUAUGGUGGUCAAAAUCAAAACUUUACGUACAUGGAUCGUCUUCAACAGCAAAAGAAUGUUGAGGAAGCAGAAGACUUGGAUGUGAAUGCAAGCUUGCAUGGAAACUGGACGAUGGAAAAUGCUAAGUCUAAGCUCCAUCAGUUCAUGCAAGUCAACAAAAUCAACGCUGAAUAUGUCUAUAAGGCCGUAGGGCCAGAUCACACACGAAGUUUCUGCUGUGAGAUGACCAUAUACGUCCGCCAACUCGGGCGCAACGUGACAGGGCGCGAGACGGCUUCGAACAAGCAGACGGCUAGCAAGUCCUGUGCAUUGUCGUUGGUUAGGCAGCUGUACCAUCUUGGGGUUAUCGAAGCUUUCAGCGGCACUUUGAAGAAAGACAG
Ostrinia furnacalis (Asian corn borer) is the source of this 884-nucleotide messenger RNA. RefSeq names its product dosage compensation regulator mle (gene mle). The transcript is spliced from 4 exons. Gene Ontology annotation, cellular component: RISC-loading complex; nucleus; RISC complex. The annotation marks the transcript as partial. Gene Ontology annotation, molecular function: double-stranded RNA binding; siRNA binding. Gene Ontology annotation, biological process: regulation of regulatory ncRNA processing; siRNA processing. The record is from RefSeq and is a predicted model, not a curated record. NCBI's taxonomy places the organism in Eukaryota, Metazoa, Arthropoda, Insecta, Lepidoptera, Crambidae.